Ipomoea triloba (trilobed morning glory) is the source of this 1013-nucleotide messenger RNA. Its product is annotated as syntaxin-51-like. The coding region runs from base 114 to 800 and encodes 228 amino acids. The record is from RefSeq and is a predicted model, not a curated record. Gene Ontology annotation, molecular function: SNAP receptor activity; SNARE binding. Lineage: Eukaryota; Viridiplantae; Streptophyta; Magnoliopsida; Solanales; Convolvulaceae. Gene Ontology annotation, biological process: vesicle fusion; intracellular protein transport. Gene Ontology annotation, cellular component: SNARE complex; endomembrane system. The transcript is spliced from 6 exons.
UCAGUGACGCUAUUCAUACGGAAACAGAAUCGACUUGGCUUCCCUCCAUCUUUUCCCCUGCCUUGGAAGCAGCCCAGAAAUUCCUAAAUUCUCAGAGAAGAGUGCCAACUGCAAUGGCAUCAUCUUCUGAUUCAUGGACGCGGGAAUUUAAUGAUGCUACAAAGCUUUCUGAUGAGAUCAACUCUAUGAUAAAGGCGAGUCCUCCUUCAGGGCCUGAAACACAAAGGCAUUUUUCUGCGGCUCGGAGAAAGGUCACAAUAUUAAGGACUCGCCUUGAUACUUUGCAGUCCCUUCUAUCAAAACUUCAAAGCACGCAGCCCUUAAGCAAAAAGGAAAUGAAGCGCCGUCAUGACAUGCUUGACAAUUUGGUUACUAAAGCUAAUCAGAUGGCAACUGCCCUCAACAUGAAUACCCUUACAAUCAGGGAUAGCUUGCUUGGCCCUGAAACAAAGCAGCCUGAUGUUGUUAGCAGAGCUACUGGGCUGGACAACCAAGGUCUUGUCAGUUUUCAACGGCAAGUUAUGAAAGAGCAGGAUGAUGACCUUGGGAAAUUGGAGGAAAGUGUGAUGAGCACAAAGCAUGUUGCAUUAGCUAUUAAUGAGGAGCUUAACCUACACACUGGGCUUCUGGAUGCUUUGGAUCACCAUGUUGACACGACAAACACCAGACUUCAGAGGGUGCAAAGAAGGUUAGCUAUGCUAAACAAGCGCACCAAAGGUGGCUGUACUUGGUUGUUUCUUCUUGUUAUCUUUAUUGUGAUCCUGAUUGUUGGUAUCUUCGCAGUGAUAAAGUACUUGUAACAACCCUGUAAAAGCGUAAAAUACCAAUGAGAUAGGCCCAUUCAUUUUUUUCUGCAAGAUAUUUCAUUAUACUGGACAUGAAAUUGACAGAAUUACAAACCUUUUGCUGCAUUUUGUGAAGAGACAUGUUAUACAUGUGUAGAUACAUUUACUAUAUAUAAGAACACAGUGAAUCUAGUCAUGAAAUUUUAGGAUUCACUGCAGCUUGCCUUC